UAUUUCAUAAAAAACAAAAAACGAAAAUGCCAUUUGAAAUGCACUCUCGAGUCUUCAGAGAAAUUCAGAUGAGCAAGUGAUUGAAUUUUAGGGGGUCUCUCUCUCUCUCUCUUCUUAGAUGACAAAAUGGCACUCGUAUGUGAUAUCAAAAGCGACUCCAAGGAUGGAGAGAAAAUCGUGGAAGGUGAAGAGAACAAUGCUGUCGAUAGUUCGGCGAAAUCUGUUGACGAAGACGAUUUGGAGGAUGGGGAAAUCGAGGACGACGAGGACGAGGAUAUGCCUGAGCAGUUGUUUGUUGCGACGCCGGAGGCCUCGAGUUCCUCCACGUCCAUCCCGAUUUUACCAGAUCUGUCGAAGCCACCGCCGUCUCUAGAGUCACCACCGAUCGCAGCUGCUGGUAUCAAGCAGCUGGACGAGAAGAAAAGAGAUGAUAAAAAGAGGCACGAGAAGAAGCAUUUGACUGAAGCUGAGAAGAGCGUUAUGCGGCUCCACAAGAUGGAACGGAUGGAGCGGGAGAAGCGCGAAAAGUACCGCAGGGAACAAGUUGUCCAUACGCCGCAAAUGGAGGUGGAAGAGGAUUUUGCUACAUCAUUGGAAAAGGCACUUGCCAAAGUUCUGAAGAAGGACAAGACUGGGAGCGAGGAUGAAAAACGGCCGGAGGAAACGGAAAAGCGUUGCAAGAAGCGUAAGCGGCGCGACAAGCACAACAAAAAGAUGAAGAAGUGUAAACAAGAUUCGCCUAAAGAUAUGGACGAGAUGGAUGAUAGCGACAUGUAUGCUCAAGGAUGUAGCCGAAGCCCGGACGAUUGUUCAAGAACAACGAAUCAGGAUAACGAGGAAUCGUACGAUAGCGAAGCGUCUUCUUCGGACAAGAGUCGCGAAACGAGAGUCGUGAAAAUCCCGAACAAACGAUUUGAUAUUCGCAACAAAAAUAUGAGGGACAAAUCACGCGAUCAUUCAAAUAUGCAAGCGGAUAAAAGAAACAAUACGAUGUCGAAGACGGGAAAACGAAAUACAGGCGUUUGCUUACAUUACCUUCAAGGCCACUGCGACGAUGAUAAUUGCCCCUACUCUCACGAGACUGUCCAACCGAUGAAGCUUGAACUGUGCAAAUUUUACUUAUUAGAAUGCUGCGCCAAAGGCGACAAGUGCCUCUACAUGCAUUCAGAUUUCCCUUGUAAAUAUUACCACACCGGUAUUCCGUGUCCGUUUGAAGAGACUUGUAAAUUUGCACACGGCGGACCUCUGUCAGAAGGAUUGAAGCAAAUUCUAUUCAAACAUAUCGAAACGGCGCCGAAGGAGAUUUUAGGCAAUUUCCCGAGACUCAGCCGAGAGAAUGCUUCGGUGAUGAUCAUCCAAGCUCAGAAGAAUUUGGAGAUCAAGUACGGUCCCAUCAAAAAGGACAAUUCUAAUUUGAAAGAUGAGAAUAUUCCGUCCUUGAUGGACGUGAACAUUGCGAACGUGAUGGACGGUGGAUCGGCUAUGGACAAUGUUAGCAGUAAUAUGCUUUCGAAUCCUCCGCCACAGAUUGGCGUGGAUAAUAAGAAUCGGAGGAACAGGCCUUCCAGGUGGCAAGAUCCGGAACCUGCUGAGAAAGCAGCGCAAGAAAAGCCAUUGGCUUUCGGGACUAACUUCAAAGAUCAAGAUAUGAGGAUUAGUAGUUUUUCUAGUAAUGGAGACGUCGAUAUGAGGACUUUGAAUUUGAACGUUGGUCCACCUAAGAUACAUCCAACGAAUAUUGUUAAUCCAAAUAUUCUGGCUACGAAUCCAGCAACAAUAAUGAACAUCUUGACGCAACAGCAGUUGCAGAUGCUGAACCCAAACAAUUUGGCUAUGAAUGUCGAUCAACAACAAUCACAACUGCAACAAAGUUCUACGACGACGUUGGAUAUUGAGAAGUAUAAGAUGGACGCUAUGGGAAAGAAUACGGAUAUCAGUGCAAGCGUCGUGGAUACGGAUAUUAGAAAUACGAUGGACGUCGACGCACGAGCAGCGAAGAAGGAAUCUUUUAGCAAUGACGACGACGACUGCGACGGUUUGCAAAUCGUCAUGGACGAGGAGGAGGUGAAGACCGAACCUGUCGAUAUUCUCCCAAAGUCGGAUUUAAUAAAAAGGAUUCAAGUGCAGAGCAAGGAUGAGAAAAAUGAAGAUGAUAAGACUGCAAUCGCCGACGAUAACGAUGAAAACAAUCCUGAAAUCGAUUGGUAUUCGGAUGAUGAGGAUGAAAAUAAGCUGACCAUCAGAGACGACGAUUUCGAUGAGGUUCAAAGCAAAGAUGAGCCGAAAGAAGCAGAACCUGCUCCCGUCAAACCUUUGGAUAUGAUAGGAAAAUUGGGAGAUUUAUCUAAAAUCGAUAUAUCCGCGGAGGUCACCAAAUUACUGUCCAGUAUAAACCAGACGUCGACGAGCACGAAGGAGAAGGACAACGCUAAGGUUAAUCGAGAUCCGCGUUUGGUGUCUGCAGAUCCAAGGAGGAAUCGGGUUUCUUCAACUGAAGACGAACAAAAAAAGUCGGUCAGUAUUUACAAUUCUCCGAAAACGACCGCAGAGACGGAUCAAGAUUUAAGAUCGAUAUACGGAAGCGAUGCUGUUUAUAGACCAGGAAGUCGACCAGAUGUGGAUUUAAGGCAAAUGGCUAUACCUUUCAAAGGUAUAGAGAAUUAUACGCCAGCCACAGAGAUAGAUGCGUCAAUAAGUUCGCAUCCGCCGGUGUCAUGGUCUGUGAAGGUGGUGGACAUACCGAAACCGGAUUACACUGGUCUGAAGCUCUCCUACAGCGAUGCUCAGGCGAACGGCGAUCCAAGACUUCGGAAGAUUUUCCGCUUGAGUACGGAGGAAGUCGAUAGUCCUGCGAGUCCUAAAGAGAGUCCGAAAGUGCAUGCGCCGUCGACGCCGCGCGUGGAUCCUCGAAGACGGAAGAUGGAAGCGGAAGCAGCGAGUUCCGCUCCUAGAACGGACAUACAAACUCCGAUGAAUUACAAUCAGCAACUGACGAUGCUUCAGACCAGUCCGUUUUAUCAGACAUUGACGAGCAACCAGAAGGUGAUGCUUAAUCAGGAGAUAUCGAUGAACUGCACCGAUAAAUCGGGUCAGAACGAUCCGGUAAUCGCAUCGAUAUUGCUGAAUUUAGGGCUGGUAGCGCCCGGAUCGCAGAAUGCACCGGUGACAGGUGGUGGUGGUGGACAGGCACAGGCCGUCAACAUUCUUAACAACGUGAACAACCUGGUCAAUUAUCAGCAGAACCCACCGAUCGUGAUGCCGCCUGUGAACCCGAACAUGGGUCCAGGUCUCCUCGGCGCCGGUCCACCGGGCAUGCAGAACCUGCCCACCGAUUACCCCAUGAACUUUAAUGCUGGUAUCCUGGGGAACGGUCCACCGCCGCCCUUCCAGAACAAUUACCCACCGCAACAGGAGAACAACCCGAACAAUUUCGGUAAUUUCACCGAUGACUACUAUCCAGAUCAGCCGCCGCCACAGCAGCAGCAGCAGCAGCAAUUCAAUCCCAACCAAAACAACAAUAACAACAACAACAAUCGCGAUAACCGAGGGUUCAGGGAAAACAAUAAUAACAGGGGCGGCCGCAACCGUGGCCGCAACAACAACAGAAAUAAUAGAAAUUUCUUUAGGAGACACAAUAGGAACAACCGAAACAAUUCCCCUUAGACCUUUAAACAAAACAAAAAUCACAACCCCCCCUCCCACACACUAGAAAGUUUCAUUUCCGUGCCAAAUUUCUAUUUUUCGUUAUGGAUUUUUACAUAUUUUCUUUUUUUUUUGUUUUCUCAUUCCAGUUUGUAAAUAUUACAUUUUAUUUAAAAGUUUUCCUUCUUUUCAAAGCAAAUUCUGCUUGCGGCUUGUAAAUAUUAUUUUUUUUUUAUUUAAGCAUACGAUUUUUUCGAUUAUUAUUUAAUAUAAGCGAUAGGACUUUUCUCUUGUAAUUUAUUUAAAAAUAUAUAUAUAUAUAUAGCGAGAAAACGUGCUAAUUUGGAUAGGAAACAUGUACUGAGAAGAGGGAAAUAAUAGUAAUAAAAAAAUAUAUCGUAAUUUCACUACGAUAUAGAAUUUCGGCAACGCACGAAGCAAAGUUUCCUCCGUUUCGAUUCGCUUUAUUUCAUUAUAAUUUAAAACUAUUUCCUGUGUACAUAUACAAAUGAAGUUUGCAUCGGAUGCCCAAUUAUGAAAUUAAGUUAUAUUAUAGAUAUAUAU
Nicrophorus vespilloides is the source of this 4206-nucleotide messenger RNA. RefSeq names its product protein suppressor of sable (gene su(sable)). NCBI's taxonomy places the organism in Eukaryota, Metazoa, Arthropoda, Insecta, Coleoptera, Silphidae. Gene Ontology annotation, cellular component: nucleus. Gene Ontology annotation, molecular function: metal ion binding; RNA binding. Bases 127 to 3663 code for a protein of 1178 amino acids. Gene Ontology annotation, biological process: negative regulation of DNA-templated transcription. The transcript has 7 exons. The record is from RefSeq and is a predicted model, not a curated record.